AAGUGGAGCUUGAAGUGGGGCUUCAAGAGAGAAGCGAAAGAAGGUAGAGAAAAUAAGCAGCAAAGUGGGUAGGAGAUUGGGGGGUUUAAGGAGAAUUGAGUUCAUUGUUUUGUUCUAUCUUGCAGAAAAAAUUAUGCAAGAGAUUGAUGAAACUUGUGGAGGUUUUCCAAAGAGAGCGAGUAACUCUCCGUUUCAAUACCGUUCUUCUUCUGGACAUUGUGGAUUGACUCCAGUCUUGGCUUCAUACAAUUCUGCCGUGGUUUAAACGUUUCUCCGAUGGAGAAUUGGAGAUGUAUUUUGGCAUUUGGACAAGCACUAGCAGUCUAGCAUUAUUGGCUAAAUUUGAAAAUUUUUUGGGUGCAUUAAUUAUUGGUUUGUUAUCAUUUUGGUCUAGACAAUUUACUAUUCUUCUUAACUGGUCCAAAAUGAAAGAGCCAUUCAUCCAAGUUUCGUUAGUUCUUCUUAAGAAAUUCCAUGUCAGUUC
Rubroshorea leprosula is the source of this 484-nucleotide messenger RNA. The record is from the annotation of a GenBank genome assembly. NCBI's taxonomy places the organism in Eukaryota, Viridiplantae, Streptophyta, Magnoliopsida, Malvales, Dipterocarpaceae.